UGGUUACGGCUCUAAUAACGCCACAUAAACAAAUCGGAUUGAAGUCUUUUACCUCCUGCGAUAAGAAUGUGGGCGCGACUUCUUCGAUCUUAGCGAGAAAGAAAGAGAUAAAAAAAGCCCUUGUGAAGGUGAAGCUUCACGUCUCUUUUUCACAACAGAUUUAUCAGCAUCUGGGUGGGAACUUCUGCGUCAAGAUGAAGAAAAGAAACGCAUCGAUUCCCAGAGAACAACUCGAUUACAGCGAAAAUGGGGUCUGAACUUCCGAAUCGAAUUCUAAUUGUGAGCGGGGAGAAGAGAAUCAGAAAAGAAUCAGCUGUGAGAACAAAAGCAUCAUCUAAAACAACAAUCGGCACGGCCCCCACCGCCGGAUAUAAUAUAAACUUUGAAAAUAUAAAUUCAGACGGGUCAAAUCUUGGUUCGGCCCCUGGGCCCCAGAAAGCGUAGGUAGAUUCGGCUCCACGAAAUUUCCCCGAAAGAAAAAGGUACUCCUCGGUACAACUGUACUCCUUGAAUUAUUCUGCAACUUUAUCCUCAACUUCUCUGAUUUUUGUUUUUUAUUGGGCAGGAUAGAUCCCUUUGCUUGUUCUAAUUGUAAUUUUUUUUAAAAAUAUUGUGGAGCACGAACUGCAAUUACU
Molecule: messenger RNA, 635 nt
Organism: Rubroshorea leprosula
Lineage: Eukaryota; Viridiplantae; Streptophyta; Magnoliopsida; Malvales; Dipterocarpaceae
Source: the annotation of a GenBank genome assembly